AACAUUACUGCUUAGGGGAAAAUCCAGGAAGAAGAGAUGGCAGUCAUGUGACAGUUUAGAUAUGCUGUGUGCAGCUGAAGCUUCAGAAAUGGGGCCCUCAGCAGUAACUCAAUUCCUUGCCUUAAUCUCAUUGACUGUGGCCCUGGACAAUGGAAUGCUGAAGACUCCACCUAUGGGAUGGAUGGCCUGGGAACGCUUUCGCUGUGAUGUUGACUGUCAAGAUGACCCAGAGAACUGCCUCGGUGAGGAUCUGUUCAGAGACAUGGCUGACCGCCUGGCUGAGGAUGGCUGGAAAGAAGUGGGCUAUGAGUAUGUAAUCAUAGAUGACUGCUGGAUGUCCAUGCUGAGAGACGAACAGGGAAGGCUGCAGCCCGAACCCUCCAGAUUCCCAGGGGGCAUUGCAAAACUGGCGAGGUACAUCCAUGACCGUGGACUGAAGCUGGGCAUUUAUGCAGACAUGGGUUCUCACACAUGUAUGGGAUUCCCUGGCACCACACUGGACAAAAUCGAGAUUGAUGCACAGACCUUUGCUAGCUGGGGGGUAGACUAUCUGAAGUUUGACAGCUGUUACUCUAAUCCUGUAGAGCAAAUGCUGGGUUACCCUCUGAUGUCCAAGGCUUUGAAUGCUACAGGCAGACCAAUGGCCUAUUCCUGCAGUUGGCCUGUCUAUCUGGGAGGACUUCCACCUAAUGUGAACUACUCUCUGCUGGGGGAUAUUUGUCACCUGUGGAGGAAUUACUACGAUAUCCAGGACUCAUGGGACAGUGUGCAGGGCAUCAUUGAGUGGUUUUCCAACAACCAGGAUGAUCUGCAGCCGGCCGCGGGGCCUGGGCGAUGGAAUGACCCUGACAUGCUUAUCAUUGGCAACUUUGGUCUCAGUGUGGAUCAGGCUCGCUCUCAAAUGGCUUUAUGGGCGAUAAUGGCGGCACCUCUCAUCAUGUCUAAUGACCUUCGACACCUCGACAACAGCGCAAGGUCCAUCCUGCAAAAUAAAAUGGCCAUUGCCAUCAACCAGGACCCCAUGGGUAUCCAGGGAAGACGCCUGCUGCAGGAGAAGAGUCAUAUUGAGGUGCACUGGAGGCCUCUGUCUCAAUCAGCCAGCACCCUUGUGUUCCUGAGCCGAAGGACAGACAUGCCCUACCUCUACCACACCUCUCUGGCUAAACUCAAUUAUGAAGCUGGCAACUAUGAGGCCUAUGAUGUGUUUACUGGCUCGACAGUGAAAGGGUUGAACGCCACCACAGAGUUUACACUAUCCAUCAAUCCCUCAGGUGUGGUCAUGUGGUACAUCUACCCUGAACAGCAGUCCAAAAAGGCUGAGACAUUCGAAUACCAGCACAAGAAAGCCUCACAAUUCACACUCCGCAAAGCUGAACCUGAGCAUCACAUGGUCUUAUGAAGGCAAAAACAAGCUAAGCUGGGGUUUUAUAGAAUCCUUUAAAAUGCUGACAGUCCCAAUCAAGGCAAUGCCAAUGUGAUCUGGACUUAUCAUUGAUCAGAUACUCUUUUGCAGUGAUAUAUGUUUCCCCUAAUUCUGUACAAAAUGUUCCUCAGUAGUGAUGAGGGGAGAAAAGCAUUAUAUCCGCUUGAGGUAAUUGUACUGAAAAUGGUUUAGAAGCAUUAGACAUAGUCAAAAUGGUGACUCAAUGAAUCCAUAAAAUACAUCAUCAGCAUGCUGAAUGGACUAAUCAAUAUCAAAAUGGUGUCAGUCCGUUGCCACUAUGGUACGAGGUAAGACGGACAUAGUAUAAUUAAAUGGCAAGCAGAACCCAUAACGUAUUGAGAAUGAAACCUGGAAUAAAAAUGAAGUCCUUCAAACUG
Molecule: messenger RNA, 1821 nt
Organism: Xiphias gladius (swordfish)
Lineage: Eukaryota; Metazoa; Chordata; Actinopteri; Istiophoriformes; Xiphiidae
Product: alpha-N-acetylgalactosaminidase-like
Exons: 9
Coding region: 62-1399 (445 amino acids)
Biological process (GO): glycosylceramide catabolic process; glycoside catabolic process; oligosaccharide metabolic process
Cellular component (GO): cytoplasm
Molecular function (GO): alpha-galactosidase activity
Source: RefSeq, a predicted model, not a curated record